Messenger RNA from Peronospora matthiolae, 474 nucleotides. Lineage: Eukaryota; Oomycota; Peronosporomycetes; Peronosporales; Peronosporaceae. The record is from the annotation of a GenBank genome assembly.
AUGCGGUGUGCGAACAAGGCCGCUGAGAGCGCGUCUGCACGUCUCUGUGCAGACACCGAAGCGGAAACCGCUGCAACCGAUGUGUCAUCGGUUGCUAAAGCGUCUCAGCCUGUAUCACCUGGUGAUGCAGGCGCUCGUCAUGAAGACACUCAUGUCUUCACAGAGUAUGAGCUCGGUGUCUCAUACUCUCCUGAUACGGAAGAGGGAUCCGUAUCGAAGGCGGUUGAAACUAAGCCGCCUGCCAAGCGUGGCAUGGAUGAUGCUACGAGUCGUAGCAUCUUUGAUUUAUCUGGCGAAUCAGAUGUACCAUCGCCAAAGCGAAGGGGCUCGAGAUCGCAAGACUCGGGCGCUCACAGUGGUGUCGGUUCUCCUAUGGACACCACUUCACAGAGAGGUGCCAGUACUUCUGUCGGCACGUCGCAGGAAGAGCGGGACCGCAAUGUGUUGCGUCUCGCUCCCGAAAAGAAGGCAUGA